This is a messenger RNA of Schizosaccharomyces japonicus yFS275, 1194 nucleotides long. Its product is annotated as TORC1 subunit Tco89. Gene Ontology annotation, biological process: TOR signaling. The coding region runs from base 1 to 1194 and encodes 397 amino acids. Lineage: Eukaryota; Fungi; Ascomycota; Schizosaccharomycetes; Schizosaccharomycetales; Schizosaccharomycetaceae. The transcript has a single exon. Gene Ontology annotation, cellular component: TORC1 complex. The record is from RefSeq and is a predicted model, not a curated record.
AUGCGGCAUGAUGCUGAAUUGCCCUGCAUGGAGCAACCAACGUUAAGUAGAAAGACAUCCACGUCCACAAUUAGUACGGAAGGAGGUGGAGAUGGGACUGGCUCAAAAUCGACGAAAGAGCGGAGACGCAGUUUUGUUGUUCAUAGCAGAAUGCGACGUGUAGGAAGUCAUUCGCGUUUAAAUCGUCUCGGUAAAAUGACGCCGUUGAUAUCGAAGGCACAGGAGACUUCACGGCCCGUUUCAAGUGUCCAAUUGUCAGAGAUGAACAAAACAUCGGGUCGACCAACUCUACAUCGGGUUCAUACAUCUAGUGGUACAGUCGAACACCGUUCUCGCCGUGCUGAUUCUAUUUCCACAACAGGAACAGCGGCUUCUGCAAGCACAGCAAAUCAGCCUUCAACCACACAAGGCAAGAAGACGGUGACCAAGGCAAACUCAGAUGCAGGGGCUUUAUCAACGGCAACUGCACCAAUUACAACGAAAACGGAAGCCGAGCCGGCAGCAGCCUCCACAGCAACUGCACCCCCAGUUGAAGGGACUCAAGGACUGUCCACAGGAGAAACUGGAACGACGACAGGCGCGACAAAGGGAGCGUCUGUGGCUGUAAGUUCGUCCAGGAAAUUACCAACAUCAACGCCGGUAACGACAACGGCGGCAGGCAUUCUCCAUCACGGUACACCUGGAAAGACGAAUGUAGCUGGCAACAGAACUGGAGUGGAUGAUGCCGCAUCCGUAGCAAACACAGACAUGGCGACAAAAACGAGUCUAUCUUCGCGAUAUCAUCCAUCACCAACGGAUUCAAAUUUAUCAGAAAUGAUGAUCCGACACCGAUUGGGCCAUCGUAUUACUAAGACGGCCGACCAGCUUUUCGACUUGGGUACACCCACAAGUCGAACUCAACAGAAGAUCCUCAUUCAGCGGGCCCAGUCACAGUUUGAAGCUUUGGAAGACGAAGGCGGACCGGACACCGUUGAUCGCAAAUUUCUGUACCCCCGGUCGCGGCAGGUACGCGACGCCAUUCAACAUCAAAGACGUGAUGUAUUUCGUUUUCAGAACACCAUCUUGGAGGGCCUCAGCCGGCUGGACUUAUCAAGAGUUCACACACCAGCGGAGGGCGGUGCCCAUGGUUCCGACAUGGACGCGCUUGUGAAAGAUUUGUCAGUAAGACUGAAUAAGUUACAACUCUUGAAAUGA